Messenger RNA from Gymnodraco acuticeps, 2777 nucleotides. Its product is annotated as putative fidgetin-like protein 2. Bases 361 to 1533 code for a protein of 390 amino acids. Lineage: Eukaryota; Metazoa; Chordata; Actinopteri; Perciformes; Bathydraconidae. The transcript has 3 exons. The record is from RefSeq and is a predicted model, not a curated record.
GGGAGCUGGAGGGCGAGCGAGGGAGUGUACGAGAGAAGGAUAGGGUCCCAGUACAACCUCCACAUACACACACACACACACACACACUCACACAUGUACAUGUCGGCUGCCCUGUUGUACUUUGUGGAAUAGUGGAUUACUUUCCUAAUUGAUUCCAUCGUGGAACAAAUUCAAGCAUAACAGGUGGCAGCGUGUCGGAGCGGUGUUGAACUGUGAAAUGAACCAUGGAGGGGUCCAAGAGGGCAGUCACUAGCCGAGCCAACACCACCACCAGGAGAAGCAGGAGGCCCCGCAGCAUGCAGCUGGGCCCUCACUAGCACCAAGUGGACCCUCCUCUUCACCUGGGGCCAGGGCAGCAGAAUGCUCAGUCCUGUCACUCCAUACAGUCUGUUGAAGAUGCACUGGUCCCCGGAGCACGCCGCCCCCUUAUCUCAGUGGCCUGAGCAGCACCUAGAUGUCACCUCUACCACCUCACCGCCGUCUGCCCACAAACACGACCCCUACGGCGCGGCUGGUCGCCGUGGCUACGGCCCUGGAGGUUACCCCUGGGCCAGUGAUGACAUAUCGGCCCUUACUGCUUCUUCUCUGCUCAAACGCUACGCUGAGAAGUACUCAGGCUUGGAGCUGGCCUACGAUCGCCCUCCUUCAGGGGCCUACCCUGAGCCUGGGACUUUCCUGAAAACUGAAUCUGAGCCAUGGGUUCUAGGUCAGGGCAUGGAGUGUUACCCUGGACUGGAGGCAUUAACUGGCAAGGUGGGCAUCCCAACCACAGGAAGUGUGACAGUAGUGAGCAGUAACUUGACCUCUGAGCCAGGCUUCGGUGGUGCUGGCUCCUGCGGGGCCCCGUCCUCUCAGGAUUACCCUCCUGCCUACAACAGCACCUACCUGUCCUCAGGUUACUGCCCUCAGCCCGGCGCAGCACUUCCCCCUGCCCCUCUACACUCUCUGCAGGCCGCACCCACUCUAGUGCCUAGCUACAGUGCCAGUACUCCUGUCUACAACUACCCCCCAGGGUGCUACCCCCAGCCCGGCCUGUCCUCUGGAUACAGCCACCCCAGUGCCUCCUACCUGCCCCCUGGAAUCAGUGCCCCUACUCCACUGGCCCCGAGGCCCACCAUGGUUGGGGGCGGUUACAGCUACCAAACUCACAGCCUUGGAGGGAGCUCCGAGGGAGGGGUGCCGCUGAAACGCAAGGCCUUCGAGAUGGCAGAGGAAGGACAGGAGGGAGCGGAAGUGGAGGGAUCCCGCUACAGAAAGUACGGAAACGGUCAUAGCAAAAGUCACGGCAAUGGGCAUGGCAACGGGCACGGCAACGGCUACGAUUUGAGCGUCUCUGCCUCAGACCCACAGGCCUACAAACCAGGAAAGCCCAUGAUGUCCCCCUCCUAUGGCGGGGCAGGGGACUACAGCCCCCCGUCAGGCCUGGCAGGAGAGAGUGCUUCAGCGGAGCACAGCUUUCCUCAGCAACAGGGAAUGUCUAUGAAGAUCCCCGCAUCGCACACACGAUCUGAGGACCCCGCUGCUGGGCGCUGACAACAGAGAGGAUCUCUGUUUGAAACCAACCAGGCUUCUUAAUCUAGGGAACAACAUUGGAUCUGUCAAUGAAAGGUUUAAUUUCACUAGUGUACACAAGACUGGUAUUUCUUGUGCAUCUUUAAUAUUUUCAUUAUUCCUGUUUUUCCAAAGAUUCGCAGAGGCAUUUUGCCCUGUAAGGUUGAGGUAAGUCUUGGGGGUGAGGUUAAGGCAUUCUCUACAUAGAUAGCUUUAAGACAGUCUAAAGGUGUGAGUGUCUGUUUCUCUCAGGAUCCUAUUUAUUUCCUUUUCUGCUACUGCUGCAGCUUCACUGAACACAGCUGUUUUAGAAGUUGUUGUAAUUAUUUGUGGCCAUUAUGUAUGCAAAAGGCCUUUGACUGCAAUACUUUUAACCACACCACAAAAAAUCAUUACUGACCAAAAAGUAAGGAGAGCAAUAACUGAGAUGGUGAGAUUGCCAUACUACUUCAGCACAAUCACUGCUACUUUACACAGCUGACCCUGAGGCUCGGUGUGUCGCCCUGCCUCGAAAAAUGAAUGUUUCCCCGCUCAUCCCUCGCUUUCUCGCCACCUUUACUCACUCUAAACUUUCAGUUUUUUUUUUUUCGUUCUUUAUCUUAUCCUAUCCAGGUGUCCUGCUUCUUUUUUGGCAAAAACUUAUUUUUUUUCUUGACUGUCCAGUUAAUACUUAACAAGCUGCUUAUCAAAUGAUUACAUAUAGAGUACAUGAAACCGACCUUUAAAAUUGUUAUGAUGUAAAAAGUGGGGAAAUAAUCUAAAAUGUAAUGUUCAUUUAAAAAUGUAUUUAGCUUUCACAAACAGCAUACCUGUAGAUGCAGAUUUCUCCUCAUCUUGGAAUGAACAGCUUUAUUUCUAAGGAAUCUGCAGAUAAAAAUGCAGCUUACACAUUUACUAUUAAAAUGAUUGCAAGCAAUAGUGAUUGUACAAACCUACAAAACAACAACAACAAUGCUUAAGUCUGCAUACUAUAAAACUUCACUCAGAGAAAACAGUUUAACGGCCUGUUUGUUACUUCUGUUUGGAUGCACAGCCCGGACUGAGAGUCUCAGCGGAGGAUACGUGCUUUUGAGUGCCUCGACUUUUUUUGCUCAGUAUUACAUUCUUAAUGAAGAUCCACCCGCUUGUUUGCUAUACGAUUUACUUUUCUCUCUUUUUUUUUAAAUAUGCAUUCUCUUUACUUUUGCCUCUCAAAAGGAUGAUUAUAGUAGUGGGACGGAAGAAGA